This is a messenger RNA of Venturia canescens, 2105 nucleotides long. It is a transcript of the gene bond, whose product is annotated as james bond. Lineage: Eukaryota; Metazoa; Arthropoda; Insecta; Hymenoptera; Ichneumonidae. Gene Ontology annotation, cellular component: endoplasmic reticulum membrane. The transcript has 7 exons. Bases 446 to 1234 code for a protein of 262 amino acids. The record is from RefSeq and is a predicted model, not a curated record. Gene Ontology annotation, biological process: sphingolipid biosynthetic process; fatty acid elongation, polyunsaturated fatty acid; fatty acid elongation, saturated fatty acid. Gene Ontology annotation, molecular function: fatty acid elongase activity.
CGAGUAUUCGAGAGAAUUUCAUUGAGUGGAUCCCUGGUUACCGGGCGUGACGGACGCGUUCUUAUUCAUUAGAUAGUUCGCCUCCUCAUGCUUCAGUCUUUGUAUAUAUCACAAUUUUUUCAUUUUAUAUUUAAUUUUUUCACCAAUAUAUCUCAAUUAUUUAGUGAGUUUGUGUUCAUAUUGCUUUACACUAAAGCAAAAAGAUCACACGAGUCAAUCGAGUUAUUAACAGUAUAACCAAAGUUCUCACGUGUGCUACAUUGCUAACGAUUUACGAAGAACCGAGCCGGUAUCUGUUCCUUCCUGUGUUAAAAAUAAAUAAGACGUUGAUGCCGGAAGCUUCAAUGCGUUCUGUGUUUUCCUGUGUUUCUCUCUGUGCAUACAUGUUCAAUGGCUGACUGAUAAAACUCCAAGUUUCGAAGUCAGAGCACCUUAGUCUGCAAUCAUGACGAACCUCAUAAAACUCGUUGUCAGCAACUGGAAUGAAAUCCUCGAUGCUGAAAGAGAUCCAAUAGUGGACCAAUGGCCACUGAUGAGCUCACCCGGACCUGUCAUUGCUAUUCUCGCAGUUUAUCUCACAUUCGUCCUCAAAAUCGGACCUCAAUACAUGGAAAAAAAGCCACCGUUCGAAUUAAAAAAAACUUUAGUUUGGUACAACGCGAUACAAGUUCUAUUCAGCAUAUGGUUGACCAUUUUGGCACUCAAGACACAAUUUUACAAACACGUUCUUAUGGGUACCUGCAGCAGCGGAAAUGCCUCGGUACAAUCCGGGCUUUCGACGGCAGCAUGGUGGUACUUCUUCGCUAAAAUCAUUGAGCUUCUCGAUACGAUAUUUUUCGUACUGAGGAAAAAGCAGAACCAAGUGUCCUUUCUUCACGUUUAUCAUCACACAGUAACCGCCCUAUACUCGUGGGCAUAUUUGAAAUUUUUACCCGGUGAGCAGGGCUUGCUAGUCGGAUUUCUCAACUCACUAGUUCACAUAUUCAUGUACACAUAUUACAUGAUCGCUGCGAUGGGGCCCCAGUACAAGAAAUACCUUUGGUGGAAAAAAUACAUGACUAUUAUACAGUUGAUACAAUUUGGUUUGAUGUUGGCCUACCUCAUGAUGAUUCUGGCGAUGGAUUGCUCAAUGCCGAAAAUUCUCACGUACUUUUUCACGAUGAACGUCACAAUAUUUCUGUACCUGUUUUCUAAUUUCUAUCGGAAAGCUUACAAGAAGAAAAAAAUUAUAUAAAAUAAUUGCAGGAACGUUGUUGUCUCAAGUGGUCAGAACGAGAAAAAAGUGCGCGAAUGGAAAAACAGUAAACUUACUUUUAUUAGGUUCGUUUCUAAUGCGACAAAUUGUGAUUAUGGGCAAAGUGACGUUUCGCGCUCUUGUACGCUGAUAGUGAACAUAGUAGCCAAAGAAGGGACAAUCCCUAGAAAACACCGGCCCGGAUAAAAUAAUUAAAUUAUAAAAGAUUCGUUUUCCGAUUAGAUACAUUCAUCAAUUCCAAUGAUAAUCGGUGAACACUUAUUGAAUGCACCCAUCGACAAAGCAUUCCAAUAAUUUACAAAAAACCGGGAUUAGAAUGAAAUGAAAACAAGUGCCAGUUUUCACGUUCGGAUUUUUAGCGUUGGUGUUUGUGUCUUCGGAUAUCUGUUACUUCAUUGAAAUUCGUGUAAUUUAUUAUUAGCUGUAUUGUAAAUCAACGAAAAGCGGUUUGUUUGUAUACACACGCGAUGGAAAACGAAGUGGCGAAGAUUCAUUCAUUUUCGCUGUGCAACGGCGUCAUUUUACCUCAUUUAGAUAAGUUUUGAAAUAACGAUAUUGAACAUAAUAUUAUAACUGUUAUUUAUUAAUAAAAUUGUGUACAUUGACCGCUCAACAUCGUAGAUCAUUCAUUUAUUUUAUACGUAUCUAUAUGUAUAUUUAAUUCAUAUGUAUUCCUCUAUUUCUUAUUCAACGAUACAUUUUACUAUACAGAACAAUGACAAUGAUAUGAUAUAAUACAACAAAAUGUCGAAGCACAUUUUUUCAUUGGAAAAACCCUCGAUUUACAGAUUGGCUGAGCUUGACAAAUGUAUUGAAAAUUAAAGAAAAACAAAAAGUACAUUAGCGAAAA